Messenger RNA from Auanema sp. JU1783, 405 nucleotides. NCBI's taxonomy places the organism in Eukaryota, Metazoa, Nematoda, Chromadorea, Rhabditida, Rhabditidae. The record is from the annotation of a GenBank genome assembly.
UUGAAAGAUAAUGGCGAGAGUGGUCGAACUGCUUGUAUAGAGAUGAUUAAGGAGUAUCCCAUAGAGAUGGAUACCUUACAUGGAGUCAACUUCAUGUUCACCAAUAACAUAGAAUUUAUAAUAGCCAUGGGAGUUGUGGAGUUAGUCGGGGUGGGUGUUCCUGUUGUUAUGCUUGGCUUGGGUUUCGUUUUAAAUAUCGGCAACUACGUCGUCUCUCUUUUUUCAUUAAUAUUACCAUGCUUUUAUCCAAUUGCUGGUCCUUACUAUGUUUUGAUGUCCAACGUCGACUACAACAAGAGGGUGAAAGAGAUAAUCGCGAAUGUCCGCUCUAAGCUCUGUUCCUCCCGUGCCAAUCAAAAGGUCACGUCAGUUUCUAGUGUUUUGUUUGGAAGUACAACUUCGUAG